GCGCCGGCUUUACAACUCCGAUUGGCCUUUUCGAACUCGACGUCAUCCCGUUCGGUAUGAAGAAGUCGCCCGCCGAGUUCCAACGCGCAAUGGAUUCCUGCUUCGCAGUAGAAGCAAAUGCGGUCUGCUACAUUGACGACAUCGUCAUUUGUGGACAGGACUUCGACAGCGUAGUGCAGCGGGUCAAGCUACAGUGCAUGAACACCGGCUUCUACUUGCGCUUGGGCAGGAGCGAAUGGUUCAAGGAUGAAGUGAAGUCCCUCGGGCACGUCAUCGGCCAGACGGGCAUAAAGGUCCAGGCAAGUACGUCGUGGAGACAGAGCUAA
Molecule: messenger RNA, 326 nt
Organism: Gregarina niphandrodes
Lineage: Eukaryota; Apicomplexa; Conoidasida; Eugregarinorida; Gregarinidae
Product: polyprotein
Exons: 1
Source: RefSeq, a predicted model, not a curated record